UUCUCCUUCAUUAUAAUCCCGUCUCUGAGCCGGUAUCAUGGCGCCCGUGAGGAGGCUCCUCUGCUGGGCUUCUGCCCGCGUCUGAAGCGGCUCCUGUGGCGGACACACACACGGCGGCACCGCGGACACGAGCACCGGACACCGACCGCUGACUACCGGUCCUGCAGGAGAGCAGAGGAUGGUGGAGCAGGGCCAGGCGGGACACAGACUGGGGGCUCCGGAGAGUUUGGGCAUCAGCACACUGGAGCCCGGCCACAAGCCGCCCGCCAUGCCAACAGGACGCCUGAUGCCCAUCCGAGUGCUGCUGCUGGAUGACUCAGAGCAGAUCUUCGACAUAUCCUACCGAUCGUCUGGACGGGUGUUGUUUGAUAUGGUCUGCCUGCAUCUGAACCUGGUGGAGGGCGAUUACUUUGGCCUGCAGUUUCACAAUCAUCACAGAAAGAUGGUCUGGCUGGAUUUACUAAAGCCCAUUAGAAAGCAGAUCACACGGCCCAAACACACUGUCCUUCGGUUUGUUGUGAAGUUCUUCCCUCCGGAUCAGUCUGUGCUGUUGGAGGAGUUGACCAGGUACUUGUUCGCUCUGCAGGUCAGGCAGGAUCUUGGCAGUGGACGUCUGACCUGCAGUGACUCCAGCGCCGCUCUGCUGGUGUCUCACAUCAUCCAGUCUGAGAUUGGGGAUUUUGAGGAGACUCAGUGCAGACAGCAUCUGCUCAACACCAACUACAUCCCUGACCAGAUGGCACUGAUGGACAAAAUCAUGGAGUUCCACCUUAAACACAUUGGCCAGACGCCAGCAGAGUCAGACUAUCGUUUGCUGGAGGUGGCCUGCAGCUUGGAGAUGUACGGCAUCAGACUUCAUCCAGCGAAAGACAGGGACGGAAAUAAAGUCAGUCUGGCUGUUGCUCACGGUGGAGUCUUGGUGUUUCAGGGCCACAGCAGGAUCAACAGCUUCAACUGGUCUGCGAUUCGCAAGCUGAGUUUCAAGAGACGGAGGUUUCUCAUCAAGCUGAGAGCAGAUCCUACUCAAAAUGUGAGUCCAGAUACUCUGGAGUUUUUGAUGGCGAGUCGGGACUGCUGUAAGAUGUUCUGGAAGAUCAGUGUGGAGAAUCACGCCUUCUUCAGGCUUUUCGAGGAGCCCAGACCCAAACCUAAAGCAGUGCUGUUCAGCAGGGGCUCUUCCUUCAGGUUCAGCGGUCGGACACAGAAGCAGGUCAUUGAUUAUGUGAAGGAAAAUGAGUUUAAAAAACUGCCCUUCGACAGGAAGCACAGUCGAGUGCAGUACAACAGCAGUCUGUCUCCUCUGCGCUCUGCACAGCACCAAGUGCCAAAUCAAGCUGCCAAGCAGAGUUGGGAGGGUCCAUAUUUAGUAAGCUCAGAAGAUUCUGCCGUAUUAAGACCAUGUGGAAACUCCUCUCCGUCAACCCAGCGCAACGGAUGCAGUGACCAAACGUACCCCGUUCAGGAGGACAGCAGGAGUCCGGCAGCAAAGCAGCAGCAGCAGGCCGUGGAUCGAGCAGAGUUGACGUGUGCUUUGGUAGCGUUAGUUAAUGGUCAUUCUGAUGACUUUCGAGGGGUCACACCGUCUCCUCUCAUCUCCCCCUUACUGAAUGAUGGUGUUUCCGAACGCAAUGAUGACGAGGAAGACAACAGGAGGAAGAUCUGUCCUGCUGAUAACUCAUACUUCAUCGCUAAAGAGUUGCUCAACACUGAGAGAACAUACCUGAAGGACCUGGAGCUGAUCACAGUGUGGUUUCAGGGUGUGUUGGAUAAAGAGGACUGUGCUCCUGAAGAUGUGAAGACUCUACUGAGAUCCACCUAUGAGCCGCUUUAUUCCCACCACACACACUUCCUCCAGGAGCUUGAGGAGAGACUGUCACUGUGGGAAGGCAAAGGAGACGUCCAGCAUGUAGGAGACCUGCUGCUCAACACUGUACAGGAACUGAAGGCUCUCUCCGCUCUGCUGCAGAGGAGCUCGGAGUGUGUGUUUGCGCUGGAGAAGGCGUGCUGCGCGUCCCGGAGGCUGGAGUGUGUGUGUCGUGAGUUUGAGCUGCAGAAGGUGUGUUUUAUCCCGCUGAACGUGUUCCUGCUGAGGCCGCUGCACCGCCUGCUGCACUACAGACACAGCCUGGACACACUGUGCACACACUACCCCGACACACACCCCGACUACACACACUGCACAGCCGCUCUGGACGGUGUGUGUGAGCUGCAGGCUGUCCUCCACACUGCUCUGCUGGAGACGGAGAAUCACCAGAGGCUGCUGGAGCUCCAGAAGGAUCUGCUGGGUGUGUGUGGUGUGUGUGCGGCCGGACGGCAGAUCAUCAGACUGGGCUGCCUCAGCAAACUGUCCGGCAGAGGCCUUCAGCAGCGCAUGUUCUUCCUGUUCAGUGAUGUUCUGCUGUACAGCACUCGAGGGAUCACAGCAACCAAUCAGUUCACAGUGCACAGACAGCUUCCCCUGCGCGGCAUGACAAUCCGGGAGAGUGAGGAUGAGUGGGGCGUCCCGCACUCCUUCACCCUGACGGUCCAGCAGCAGUCACUGGUGGUCGCUGCAUGUUCAGAGUCAGAGAUGGAGAAGUGGAUGGAGGAUUUAAAGAUGGCGGUGGAUAUGGCUGAGGAGUCAAACGGGCCGACCGCUGACCUGCUGACCAAUCACAGGGAUGCAAGUGAGUCAGAUCACACAUACAAAUCGUCUGAUGUGGAGUCUGAAGAUGAUCUCUGCGGCUCUCGAACGUCUUUAUCGAAGAACGGCAGCAACUCCUCAAACUCUGUCCAUCGAGGAAACACCACAGCACACGUCUGCUGGCACCGCAACACCAGCGUCUCCAUGCUGGACUUCAGCAGAGCCACCGAGAAUCAGCUCUCAGGAAAUCUGCUCAGAAAGUUUAAAAACAGCAACGGCUGGCAGAAACUCUGGGUGGUCUUCACCAACUUCACCCUGUUCUUCUACAAGACGCAUGAGGAUGAGUAUCCUCUGGCUAGUCUGCCUCUGCUGGGUUAUUCAGUGUCAGACGCCGCACACACAGACAUCCUCCACAAAGAUCACGUCUUCAAGCUGCAGUUCAAGUCUCACGUCUACUACUUCAGGACGGAGAGCGAAUACUGCUUCCACAGAUGGAUGUCGGUGAUCAGAAGCGCUACAGUCUCCGCCAGCAGAACCCGCUAUCUGAACCGGACAGAACUGGACUGAACCUAAUAUCUGAACUGGACUGAACCGGAUCAAACUGGACUGAACAACUCAGAAACUGCCAUCUGAAAACAACACAAACCUACAGACUAGGGAUGGGACGGUUCAUGGAAAGUAAAUUAACCCUUUGGUUCUCUUGUCACGGUUCAGUACUCGUGUAUACUGAAUUAUUCUUAUUUUGUUUAUUUUUUUGUUAUUUAAAUCAUUUCAAAUUUUAAGCAUCCAGUUAUAGGCUGCGUCUGAAAUCACCUACUACCUAGUAGGUACUGCAUUUACAGUUAAGUGUACUACUCGGCCGUUAGAAAAGUACAUUCAUUACAGUAUGAGUGUGAGUAUUAUGAAUGGAUCUCGGACGUACUACAUCCGCCAUUUUGUCAUGAUCAUGUGACCUACCUGUGUCAGUUGCGUCGCUUCACUCCCAUUCAUGAAUUCUCUCAUGGUGCAUUACGGGAUAGCGUAGCGUCCAUCUGAUGUGCACUUCAGAAGCUCGCCGGAAGUAGUAGGUCAUCG
Messenger RNA from Danio aesculapii, 3697 nucleotides. RefSeq names its product FERM, ARHGEF and pleckstrin domain-containing protein 1. Gene Ontology annotation, cellular component: cytoskeleton. NCBI's taxonomy places the organism in Eukaryota, Metazoa, Chordata, Actinopteri, Cypriniformes, Danionidae. Gene Ontology annotation, molecular function: guanyl-nucleotide exchange factor activity. The transcript is spliced from 26 exons. The record is from RefSeq and is a predicted model, not a curated record. Bases 179 to 3190 code for a protein of 1003 amino acids.